Polypterus senegalus (gray bichir) is the source of this 1221-nucleotide messenger RNA. RefSeq lists its product as uncharacterized. Bases 90 to 1121 code for a protein of 343 amino acids. The transcript has 4 exons. The record is from RefSeq and is a predicted model, not a curated record. Lineage: Eukaryota; Metazoa; Chordata; Cladistia; Polypteriformes; Polypteridae.
ACAAGUCCUAGUCGCGCCCUGCCAUCGGCGCCUCACAGUCUGGGCCAGCCGACCAGGAGACCUCCCUUGGAGACGAGACCACUCAAAGCAUGUCCCACAAGGUGCAUAGCCUUGGAACUGACACUGGCCCAGGUUACCAGCACGUGGUCAACCUGGCCUUCAGUCUCGUCAAGCUGCGUCACCACACCUACUUGACGCAGCAGCAAGUGGCGGAGAUCGUCACCCUCUGGGAACAAUUGCCGGAGGGCGACAAGGCCCCAGUUCACUUUCCGCCACGCCACCAGGAAUGGCUGGUGCAGGGGAGGUUCCGGCGCAAACACUCGCAGACCAAUGUCACACCAGGAGUGGAGAGCUUGUGGCGGUGUAUGGUUGGCCAAGCCGCACAGAUGCCAAACAUCAGCCGCCUUGUGGAGGCCGUUUGUGUAGAGCUGUCCAGGAUUCACCCCGAAGGAACCACCAUCAGCGGCAUGAGGGUGAACCGCUGGGCAGCUGUGAUGCGGGAUUACACCUACAUCCGGGAAAACAUCCUCACAAACCCGGUACUCAUGGCUCAGACUCGAAUCCAGUUAUUCCCCCUCAAUCAGCACACCCUGGCACAAUGGCACUACGCUCGCAUCAGGGAGCUGGUACGGCGGGCUCUGGAGAUGGCCGUGCCACAGCCAACCAGCUCGGCCCUUGCUUCAGAGCCCACCCCUGCCGCAUGCCUACAACCCACAGGCUCCGAGCAGUCCGCUGCACAACCACCCCACUUCCCCGACGUCGGGGCCCCGUGGAUGUGGCACCAGCCAUCAUUGGGCACACCCCCGUGCCACAUGAAGCACCCGCCACCCAGCCACUCUCCCCGUCGGCUGACACUGCCAGUCCUCCGCUUCUACCACCGCAGGCAGGAUCCUCAGUACCCCGCACCACUGCCUGGCAGCAGAAGAAAAAGCAGGAGGCGGACGAGCUGGCACGACAGCAAGGAAUUCACCCCAAACAAAGGAAAAAGAUUGAGUCAUACAUUUGUAAGUGCUGUCAGGGGGGAAUUCUUUUCCUCCACGUCAGCCGGCAAAACUAUCCAGGAGUGGCUGGAGGAAAAGAGAAGGGAAAAGGAAAAACGUGCCGGGAGGGAUGGCCACUAAGCAAUUUUUGUUUUAUUAAUCUGUAGAUGGGGCCCAUACAUUGCUUUUUUUUCUUUUUUUUUUUUUAUAACUGCCUGACACUUUAUAUGUUGACAGAAAA